Messenger RNA from Cuscuta epithymum, 1113 nucleotides. The record is from the annotation of a GenBank genome assembly. Lineage: Eukaryota; Viridiplantae; Streptophyta; Magnoliopsida; Solanales; Convolvulaceae.
GUAAAGAAUCACAAAAAUUCAAAAAUAUUACAAGACAGGAGAGAGAGAAAGAGAAAGACAGAGAGUGGGAGGAAGAAGACAAGAGCAAGAGCAGAAAGAAGAAAUGGCAACCUUUGCAGGGACAACCCAGAAGUGUAAAGCCUGUGAAAAGACUGUAUAUUUGGUGGAUCAGCUCAGAGCAGACAGUAAGGUCUACCACAAGGCAUGUUUCAGAUGCCACCACUGCAAGGGCACUCUCAAGCUCAGCAAUUACAACUCCUUUGAAGGAGUUUUAUACUGCAAACCACACUUUGAUCAGCUUUUCAAAAUGACUGGUAGCCUGGAUAAGAGUUUUGAAGGGGCUCCAAAAACAGUGAGGGAAAGAACUGCUGAUCAGGGACACUCAAGCACUAAAGUUUCAAGCAUGUUUGUCGGAACUCAAGAUAAAUGUGUGGCUUGCAAUAAAACAGUUUACCCCAUUGAAAAGGUUGCUGUUGAUGGAACCUCAUACCACCGUCCUUGCUUUAAGUGCAGCCAUGGUGGCUGUGUGAUCAGUCCAUCAAAUUAUGUAGCACAUGAGCAUAAGCUAUAUUGCAGGCAUCACCACACUCAGCUUUUCAGGGAAAAAGGAAACUUCAGCCAGUUGGAUACGAGCGAUAAAUCUAAGGUUGUCAAUGGGAACAGCAAUGGGAACGGCAAUGGCAUCACCGGAUCAGUUUAAUAUUAAAUCACAUUUAGCGCGGUCAUAUAUAUCAUCUGGUAUCCUGAUGUUGAACGAACUUCGGGAUAACUUUUCAUGGAGGAGUCUGUUGCCGUUGGGGUAAACAUGAUAGGGAGCUUUCAAAAAUGCUUUAUGAAGUAGUUUACACACUUAGAGUUUCAUUCAGUUGCUGAAUCAUGCAGUCAUUGUCAUGACAAUGGGUUUCAAGUAUUUUCAUCAAAUCAUUCCAUAGGCCAUUGCUGUUGUUGCCCCUCUUAUGACUGCUAGAAAACCUUGUGAUACUCUGAUGCUUUUACAAGUGAACAUCAAUUCGUGUGUGAUUAAUAGUUUAUGCAUUUCUAUUAGUGAUAUUUUUCCCAAAUUUGUGCCUCCGGAAUCAGCUCAUUCUCAUUAUUCUACCAAGCUUAUCAGCA